Molecule: messenger RNA, 889 nt
Organism: Zingiber officinale
Lineage: Eukaryota; Viridiplantae; Streptophyta; Magnoliopsida; Zingiberales; Zingiberaceae
Product: heavy metal-associated isoprenylated plant protein 25-like
Exons: 3
Coding region: 474-833 (119 amino acids)
Molecular function (GO): metal ion binding
Source: RefSeq, a predicted model, not a curated record
CGGUUCCGGCGUUAUAUCUGGUUUUCGUAGGGAUAUGCCUUAAUUAAGAAAGGCGUCUUUUUCUUCAUAAUAUUAAUUUGCACAAUAUAUAUUUAUUAAAAUUUUUAAAAAAAAUAAUUUAUAUCCAAAAUUUGGAUUAGAUUUAGCAAUGUAUCUCGUUAACGCAUAUUAGAUGAUCAUUUUCUUAAUAUUAUUUGCGCACGUGAAAUCCCCUUCGUUUCGACUACAAAUGGCCAGAAGAAGAGGAGAAACUGCCGAUUGGAGUUGCCCUCCUCUCUUUGGUGGCUUGGCUGAUGGUGCAAGGGAAUUGAACCGGAAGAAAAGGCAAGGAACAAUCAUAGCUUCAACUAGAAUCAGAUUCCGCCACACCAAACUGGAACUUCAUAAAGGAUGACCCUAAAGAGAGGCUCAGGCAAAAGGGAAUUCUUUCCUUAAUUAUUCCCUCAACUUUAAUAAAUCAUUGUCCCGUCUUUAUGGGUUAUGGCGACCCUUUCCAUAGUUCAUCCCAACUCCAUACUGUGCGAAACACCCCUCUGCGAUGUCACAGAAGGCAGUUCUAUUGCAUGACGAUGAGAAUGAACAUCGACUGCGAUGGCUGCUAUCGUAAGAUCCGUAGAGCUCUUCUUCAAAUACAAGAUUUGGAGAGCCAUUUAAUCGAGAAGAAGCAGAGCAGGGUGAGCGUGCGCGGGGUGUUCAUCCCGCAGGAAAUUGCGAUAAGGAUAAGACAGAAGACUAAUCGGCGAGUCGAGAUAUUGGAGAUCAAGGAAAUGGAUGUUAGCCAUGAGAUCAGCAGUAGUACUACUGUAGCCCAGAGGCCCCCUCAAGUUAAUUAGCCAUUCUCGGUGUAUUAAUUAUUUAUAAUUAAGAAGAUUGUCUAUCUUCUGAACUA